UGUUCCUAAUACAUUUGAACUUUUCAGGCUUAUAUUAUUUAUUAUUAUUUUAUGAACAUCAAUUGCAUCAACUGAAACAAAAUCUGCACAAUGCUUAUGAAUGCAUAGGAUACAUAACAGCUUAAUGGUAACAUAACAAAUAGGGUUUUGAUAAUGAUAUUGAACCAGAUGUUGAAUAACUCCACCUCUUUUCCAACUCCUCAAGCAUCUGCCACCCACCUCCUACUCAGCACUUUAAAACCAGCCCAUGUUUGGGCAAUUUAAUCUAAUUACUCUUUAGGUAUUGGCUGAUACAACUUUAUAAUUUUAGUAUUAAAGGGGACCAUCAAAAUCAUAAAGAAAAGAAACGUGUAACCUGCUGAGCUCUGAAGUGGAAACAUGUUUUGGAUCAAUGAUUUACUCUUACUUUUGGUUAAGGUUUGCUUAUUCAGCUCCAACGUCUUUGCAUUGGGCUUAAGGAACGGUUGUAAGGAAUUGUGUAAUGGGUCCUCGGGCAGUCUCAAGAGUCCCAUAUCUGAACGUUUAUCAGCGGAGGAGAGCACAUCUGUACUGGCAUUAGAUGAACCCUGUGGGGUUUACACUUUGCCAUGUACUCAGGGUCUGCGCUGUAUCCCUCCUCAUGGAGAGCAAAGCCCUCUUCAGGCACUGCUUCAAGGACGAGGGCUUUGCAAGAACAUUAAAAGUACCGUUCCUGACGUACCUCCACCUACUGUUUCAGAAAACAGACCAUUGACUGCCGUAAACAAUGAAAAGGGUCCUUGUCGUAAAUUGUUAAAUGCAGUGCUCCAAAGUAUUGAGUUGACGGUCAUUCAUUCAAUCCAGGACAUCUACAUUCCUAACUGUGACAGACAGGGAUUCUUCAGGAGGAAACAGUGUCGCUCAUCACGAGGAAUGCAAAGAGGUCACUGUUGGUGUGUUGAUGAGAAAGGAGAAAAAAUCGCAUCUCGUAAAAAAGAAGACGGUACUAUUUCUUGUAACAGUGCCUGAGAUUAACUGGGAAAAGCGCUGAACAUCAUGUCAAUCUGGAUCUGAAAUCUGUUUAUUCAAGGCUAAGAGAGAGAGAGAGAGAGAGAGAGAGAGAGAGAGAGAGAGAGAGAG
Molecule: messenger RNA, 1098 nt
Organism: Misgurnus anguillicaudatus (oriental weatherfish)
Lineage: Eukaryota; Metazoa; Chordata; Actinopteri; Cypriniformes; Cobitidae
Gene: igfbp6a
Product: insulin-like growth factor binding protein 6a
Biological process (GO): regulation of insulin-like growth factor receptor signaling pathway
Cellular component (GO): extracellular region
Molecular function (GO): insulin-like growth factor II binding; fibronectin binding; insulin-like growth factor I binding
Source: RefSeq, a predicted model, not a curated record